Molecule: messenger RNA, 414 nt
Organism: Aphis gossypii (cotton aphid)
Lineage: Eukaryota; Metazoa; Arthropoda; Insecta; Hemiptera; Aphididae
Gene: PIG-P
Product: phosphatidylinositol N-acetylglucosaminyltransferase subunit P
Exons: 2
Coding region: 1-414 (137 amino acids)
Source: RefSeq, a predicted model, not a curated record
AUGAUCACUUCUGAAACUCCUCGUCAAAAUACUCCAUCACCAACCGAAAGUCGAGCCAAUUAUGGUUUCGCCUUAUACUUAGCUUCUAAGACUGCAUUUGUUGUAUACUUAGCAUGGGCAUUUAUACCAAGUCAUUGGUUGGAAUAUAUUGGUCUAACAUACCUACCACAAAAGUACUGGGCAAUAACUAUACCUGUAUGGGUAUGUUUUGUCAUUGUGGUCAUUACUCUUUUAUAUCCAGCUAUUAAUAUGCUGCUUGUUCCACCUAUGAAUGAUCCACGUAUAUUAACAGACUCAUUUGCUCGAGAAACAAUUAAUGAAGUCCGUCCUGGAGGUAUACCAACAGUUUCGGACCUUGAUCUUUCAGAAUCUAGUGUUACCCUAUUGACAGUGAUCGAAAGUGGCUCAAAAUAA